AUGGGUCCUUCGGGGCCGAUUAUACAGGUAAAUCUGAACCACUCGACCAGGGCACAGGAUCUCCUGAUGCAAACCGUGGUCGAGUGGGGUGCUGGGCUGGCAGUGGUGGCGGAGCCGUACAGAGUCCCCGAUCAUGCAUACUGGAUGGGGGACCUUUUGGACUCCGCCGCCAUUGUGUGGAGUGGAAGGCCGGGAACCCCGCCGCUGGCGCUGUUAGAACGCGGUAAAGGUUUCCUGGCCGUAGAUUCGGGAGGUAUCGCAGUGGUGGCGAUAUAUGCGCCCCCGAGCUGGUCCUUUGCGAUCUUCAAAGGGUAUCUGAGCGAGGUUGGGAGAUGCAUCUCCCGUUGCCUUCCUCGCCCGGUACUCAUCCUGGGGGAUUUUAACUCCAAGGCUCAAGGCUGUGGGUCCCUUGCGACCGACGCAAGGGGUCAUGAAGUUAUCGACUGGGCGGCUGGACUGGAGCUCCCUUUGCUUAAUACGGACUCCGUCCAUAUGUGCGUGCGGAAAAAUGGGGGGUCUAUUGGAGACCUCUCAUGGGCUUCCCCCGCAGCCGCGCGACGUUUCUCGGGUGGAGAGUGGCGGCUGAGGCCGAAUCGUUAUCAGACCACAGGUACGUGGUCAUCGGCCUCUCCGCCAACCAGAGUGCCGACCGACGCCGCCCAGUGGCGGCAAGGCCGCCACUGUGAUGGGCCUUCAAGAGGCUCGAUCAAGACGCCCUGA
This is a messenger RNA of Hylaeus volcanicus, 720 nucleotides long. RefSeq lists its product as uncharacterized. Bases 1 to 720 code for a protein of 239 amino acids. Gene Ontology annotation, molecular function: catalytic activity. The transcript has a single exon. The record is from RefSeq and is a predicted model, not a curated record. NCBI's taxonomy places the organism in Eukaryota, Metazoa, Arthropoda, Insecta, Hymenoptera, Colletidae.